CGCCCCCUCGGCGGCGGCUCCUCUCGGCAUGGCGGCUACGGGGGACGCGUUCCGGAUGGCCCGGGGCAGGGCCCUGUCCGCCUUCCGCCACGGUACGCCGAACCUCGGCGCGGGGCGGCGGGCGGGAGAUGAUGAGAAUGAAUGGAAAGGACCUUUCUACUUCAUCCAAGGAGCAGAUCCUCAGUUUGGACUGAUAAAAGCUUGGGCAGUUGGAGACACUAACAACGGAGAUGAUGAAUGGAAAGAAGAAAUCAAGUUAACAGAGCAAGCAGUGCAGGCCGUUAACAAACUAAACCCUAAACCCAAGUUCUUUGUGCUGUGCGGAGACCUUAUCCAUGGAAUGCCAGGAUCUCAAUGGAGAAAGGACCAAGAGCGAGAUUUAAAGAACAUUUUGAAGAACAUUGACCAGGAUAUCCCAUUGGUAUUUGUCAGUGGAAAUCAUGAUAUUGGCAAUACUCCAACAAGAGAAACAAUAGAUAAUUAUUGCAAGAGCUGGGGAGAUGACUACUUCAGCUUUUGGGUUGGAGGUGUUUUCUUUCUUGUGCUAAAUUCUCAGUUGUACUUUGAUUCUUCCAAAUGCCCAGAGUUAAAGCAAGCCCAGGAUGUGUGGCUUAAUGAGCAGCUGGCUGUUGCUGAAAAACAUAAAUGCAAGCAUAUAAUAGUGUUUCAGCACAUCCCUCUGUUUCUGAGAGAACCUGAUGAAGACCAUGAUUAUUUCAACUUGGAAAAAUCAGUUCGUCAAGGGAUAAUGGAAAAGUUUCAUAAAGCAGGCAUUAAGGCUGUAUUUUCUGGACAUUACCAUAGGAAUGCUGGAGGGUCCUACAGAGGCCUGGAAAUGGUGGUUACAUCAGCAAUAGGAUGUCAGCUGGGAGAAGAUACACAUGGGCUUCGAGUAGUUGUUGUGACAGAUGAAAAGAUUGUUCAUAGAUACUACAGUUUAGAUGAAUUGAGCAGCCAAGGCAUGGAGAAGGAGCUGCUGGAUAUGCUUGCUAAGCAAAAUUAGGCUGUCAAAUCCCUUUUAACUCAAAUGGUUGAUGUGAGUUUUGUCUGUAUUUAUUAGACUAAUAGAGUUUUAGAAAGUUUCUACAAACUGAAGUCACAGGUGUACCAUGCCCAUGAACUGUUCUCAGUUUGUUUCUGUGCUGACAUAUUUCUCUUUUUGAAAAUGAGGCCUCUGAGGAAUAUGGAAUAACAGAACUAAUAUGCUAAUGUAUCAUUGAAAAGAUUUGUCUGUUCUGAGCAUUUUUACUUACCUCUUGGAUAAGACUUUCUUAAUAAAUAGAGAGUAUAGCCAAGAGUUAGAGUAGUACUUCAACUCAAGUCUAUUUUCAUUUGAUGUUUGAAAAGACACUUUAAAAUCAAUAAAUUUAUUCACUUCAGUUAUACUCUGGACAAUACGAAUGUGACAUGUUUUUACUCUGUAGAAAUAAAUCUCGAAAACUCAGUGAAAUCAACAGACUCCCACUGACUUUUAGCAACCUUUGAAUUAGAUCUUGUUACCCAGAGGUCAUGUUUUCACCCAUUUCCCAUUCUUUCAUUUUCUUAGCUCUUCAGAGCCAGCAGCAAUGGGAGAGCAAUCACAUUCUGUUCAGUGUAGUCACAGCUUUGGGUUUCCCUUAUAUCUGAGUUUGAUAUAAUGAAAAAUCUAUAAAUGAGGCUAGUAUAAAUGCCACUGAGAUAAACUUAGCAUGGAACAAUUAUUUUCCUUUUGAAAUUUAAUCACCAUUAAAUUAGUAUAUAUUAUUGCUAUAGGUUCAAAGGUUGGAAUAGCUGCAGAGAGAGAGAAUAUUCUGUACAGAAUAGUGUCACUUCGUUGAUUCUAAGACAAGUGGAGAACUUCCAUUUCUAAAUGAAAUUUAAACAUGCCUUAUUGAAAUAUAGCCAUUGAAUCUUGAAAACCCUAUAAAGUAUGUUUUCUUCACUGAAAUAAGUCUUACAAAAUAAAUCAUAUAGAAAGAAGAGACAAUUGUAUUCUAUAUGUGCUGCAAUCUAAUAUUUAUAGCAAGUAUGUCUGAUUACUUUUAAAUUAAAAAAAAAAAAGUCUUCAUCUAAUUAGCAUAUACCUCAAUUUUUAAAUGUUUAGUUGAACACAUCAUAUAAUCUAUGCCACAGGUGAUCUAGAUAUACAGAUAUAGCACAACUUUACCACCUGAAGAUGGAGGGACACAAGCAAUACUGGCUAAAAAUGCAAUGCACUCGAUCCAUUUUAUGUGUACUUGCAUACAACAUCAUUCCCUAGAACAUACAGGUACUUAAAUACAGUCUAGGAGGUGAAAUACUGUGCUGAAGAGUCAGUUUUGUGAUAUUUUUGUCACAAGUUUACUUGGGAGGCUCAUUAAAGCUUCAUCUGUGGGGCUCAUGAGAUUGUGAAAACCCACAGCUGUGAUGUUUUGGCCAGUUGUACCAGUGAAACAGCUCUACCUGCAGAUGGACAGGACCAAAUGUGGGCUACUGUCCCACAAUAAUAACCUGAGCUUGGGUAAUGUUCAGUUUAAAAAGGAAGAAAAUGAUUCUGCUUUUAUUGUCUGGCUGCUUUUGUUUAGCUGAAUGUUUUCACAGACUCAUUUUCAAGGGAACAGCUGGGAAAUGAGAAUGAAAAUCUCAGGGUAGAUUGCUUUGAAAUGGGUAGGUACCCAAGCACCCAAAUGGCAGUUUUGCUAGGAGUUAAACACCCAUUAGUUCAGAUACUUAUUCUAAAAAUCUGGGUACUUACAUAUCUUUGAAGCCACUGACUACUGGUAAAAUUUGGUCUUAUAUAGGUGGGAGCUAUUUAGUAAUCACAGAUCAUUAAAGGCUUCACGAAUUAGAUGAUGCUGGUUUAUGUUUGGCAGGGGGAGAAUAGUCUUGCUAUAACUUAAAUCUUUUAAGUAUGUCGGGUUACAUCUUAAGGCUGAAGUUCAGCAGAGGGACCUGAGACAAUCUGAGCAUGGAAUAUGCUCGUUGCUCUGGCACAAUAUUGUAAAGCUGAAUGGAGGAAGUGUAUAAGCAUUUUUUUCAUAUGCCUGUUUAUUAAAGGAUAUAAUUUUAACUGAAUAUAUGAAGCCUGGGAGAUAGAAGCAUAACUUCAGGAGAAAGUCUUUCAACAAAUAUGAAAAUGUUAAUAGUAGUGGUAUUACAGAGCUCUGUAAUUUUAUUUUCAGAAUUACAGUGUACUAAUGUGCAAUGCUAAUGUUUGUAUAAACAUAAUUUUAACUCAGUUGUAAAUUUUUUUCACUUGUGUCAUUUCACUGUAAGAAAUACUGUGCGUUCUGUCAUGAAAAUAUUACUCAAGUACAAAUGUGAAGUUCAAUUUUAAAAAGUGGCUUUAUAUCUCAAAUAUUUUAUUUAGUUAUUUCUAAGAAUAUGUUCUUAUAUUCAUGUGUAAAAAUAUUACCAGCUUUGUCUUUAGUUUGUAGUUUUUUAAGAUAGAAAAGUUAGGCUGCUGAUUUUUUAUUAAAUGCAUUCGCUUUACAUGUAGGAUUUGGGGCACUAACACGUAACUGCACCUUCCACUGCAUUCUGCUAGUACCACUUAACCUUUAACCUAAUAUAUAUGGUGAGUAAUAUUUGUGCAAGGCAAGAAGAUUGAUCAGUGCCUUUAUCCUCACAAUUUAGUGGGCAUGUUGUAGAAUCGUGGCUCUUCAUGCUCAGAUUCACCCAUGAGCAGGGUUGAAAUCAGACAUCUGUGUUCCCAGUUGUCAGUGAGCUGGUAACGCCAGCAUUGUUCCACCUCUACUGCUACAACCACAUGUAGAUUUGCAGAAAGCCUUCUGGACUGAAAUUCCACCUUCUCUGCCCUUCAGAUCUCCCUCUAGACAUCUGCUACCGCAAGCCAGCUCUUGUACAGGUUUGCUUGAAAACAACAGUGCUGGUAUGAGCCAUCUCAGCCUCAUCCAACUUUGACAAUCUUCUAUUAAUCAAAUAAUGGGGAUUUGUCUGUCAGAUUGUAAUAAAAUAGUAUUACCGCUGCCUCCGUUGCAUUUC
Messenger RNA from Cygnus olor (mute swan), 3963 nucleotides. It is a transcript of the gene CPPED1, whose product is annotated as calcineurin like phosphoesterase domain containing 1. The coding region runs from base 29 to 1003 and encodes 324 amino acids. NCBI's taxonomy places the organism in Eukaryota, Metazoa, Chordata, Aves, Anseriformes, Anatidae. Gene Ontology annotation, molecular function: hydrolase activity. The transcript has 4 exons. The record is from RefSeq and is a predicted model, not a curated record.